Molecule: messenger RNA, 1307 nt
Organism: Purpureocillium takamizusanense
Lineage: Eukaryota; Fungi; Ascomycota; Sordariomycetes; Hypocreales; Ophiocordycipitaceae
Exons: 2
Coding region: 118-1125 (335 amino acids)
Cellular component (GO): intracellular anatomical structure
Molecular function (GO): oxidoreductase activity, acting on NAD(P)H, oxygen as acceptor
Source: RefSeq, a predicted model, not a curated record
AUGUAGUAACGUAGUAGUUGGGCGUCUUGUUGAAAGCAAGCCCAACACCAUUAUUCAACAUCGUGUUGCGCUCUUUUCUGUCUAGGGCAAUGCCCCGACCUGUAUGCGGCUUUCAGCAUGUCCGUUCGAGCUGGACUGGCACGCGUCCAGCACCGAAGCUUGCAGCCAGAAGCUGGCGUGAGACUGAUGGGCUGUCGUGGGAAACAUGUACUCUGCAUCCCCGCUCGCUCCUCGAACACCGUCCGACCAUCGCUUGUCGAAGUCAGUGCCCAUCUCCGCGUCGCCGCUAGUCAGAGACGUCUCCUUAAUGGGCUUCCCAAGCACGCUGAAGUCGGCAAUAAGCGGUUCGCUGACUUUAAUUUGGCUGGGAGAACGUUUGUCGUGACUGGCGGCGCGAGAGGCCUUGGGCUCGCCCUGGCAGAGUCGCUCGUGGAGGCAGGGGGCAAAGUGUACUGCCUCGACAGACUAGAGCGACCAGACGCAGACUGGCACCAGGCGCAGAGUCGAGUCGUCCCCGAAUGGGGCGGCUCCUUGGAGUAUCGCCAGAUUGACGUCCGUUGCACAGAGAGUCUAAACAAGGUCAUCAGUUCUAUAGCAGACGAGAACAAGGGUCUCCAUGGCCUCGUCGCCGCCGCGGGGAUCCAGCUGGUGACUCCAGCGGUGGAGUACACCAUAGAGGAUGCCCGCAAGAUGAUGGAUGUCAACUUCACGGGCGUGUUCAUGACGGCGACGGCGACCGCCCGUGCCAUGUUCAAACACAAGAGUCGCGGCAGCAUGUGUCUCAUAGCGAGCAUGUCAGGGCUCGUCGCCAACAAGGGCCUCUUGUGCCCCGUCUACAACUCGUCCAAGGCGGCGGUCCUCCAGCUCGCCCGCAACCUGGCCAUGGAAUGGAGCCCCAACAUCCGCGUCAACUGCCUCAGCCCGGGCCACACGCUGACGCCCAUGGUUCUCAAGAACUUUGAGGAGGACCCGGGCCUGCGAGACAAGUGGUGCAGCGAGAACAUGAUGGGCCGCCUCGCCGAGACGAGCGAGUACAAGGGCGCUGCGCUGUUCCUGCUGAGUAACGCGAGUAGCUUCAUGACGGGAGGGAAUUUGGUGAUAGAUGGAGGCCACACCGCAUGGUGAGGACGGGCCGAUGUGUCGGAUGAUUUGAUCGUUGAGCGAUGGGUGUAGGGAGGGUUCCCCAUGCUCUGUCAUGGAGGCCGGCUUUAUGAGAACCGCAGCCGAAGGCCUGAAUACGAAUGCAGUGGCCUGCCAAGAAAUUGAAUCGGAACAUGUCGUAGACCGAGAUCGCUUGUUGACUUACA